UAGCUUUCCUCUGUGGUUUGCUCCAAAACCGUCAAUUCUCUUUAGUGUUUGCCAAUGUUGGAGGUGUAACUGGGGUCUGUCCCUGGAAAAAGGUGUAGAGGAUGGCACAAGUGAAAGUGCAGACUGCAGCGUCCCUGUCUGGGCCGGGCCUGUCCCCCGUUGUGCCCCCCUCUGCCAUGCCCAGCGCGGGACCCCUCAGUCUGCAGCCGUCUAUCAACGGCACAGUUCCAGCCCCAACGCCAGGCUGCCCCUGCCCCGCGGCCGGCUUUGGGGAUUCGACUGUGUCUGCAAAUGCACCAGGUUCUCUCCAGGAAAACAUGGCAAACACCAAAGAGAAAACUCCCAUGUGUCUGGUGAAUGAGUUAGCACGUUUCAACAGGAUCCAGCCACAGUACAAACUCCUGAACGAACAAGGACCAGCCCACGCUAAGAUCUUCACUGUGCAGCUGUGUCUGGGGGAGCAGGUCUGGGAAGCAGAGGGCACCAGCAUCAAGAAGGCCCAGCACUCCACCGCCUCCAAGGCCCUGCAGGAGUCCACCCUGCCCAGGCCGUCCCCUCGCUCGCCCAGAGAGGACAUCAACAGCAACCCAGGCAGUAUCACCCCCACAGUGGAGCUGAAUGGACUGGCAAUGAAAAGAGGGGAGCCAGCCAUCUACAGACCCCUGGACCCUAAACCCAUGCCCAACUACAGAGCCAACUACAAUUUCAGAGGAAUGUUCAAUCAGAGGUACCAUUACCCAGUGCCUAAGAUAUUCUACGUGCAGCUGACCGUGGGGAGCUGCGAGUUUAUCGGAGAGGGGCGGACGCGCCAGGCCGCUCGACACCACGCCGCCAUGAAAGCGCUCCAGGCCCUGCGCAACGAGCCCAUUCCGCCAAAAACGCCUCAGGGGCCGGAGGAGAAGAGCGCGGUGGAGGAGGCCAGCGAUGCCAGCAAGUCGGAGAUCAGCCUGGUGUACGAGAUCGCGUUCAAGCGGAACAUGCCCGUCAGCUUUGAGGUGCUGAAGGAGAGCGGGCCCCCGCACAUGAAGAGCUUCUUCACGCGGGUGACCGUGGGCGAGUUCUCAGGAGAGGGGGAGGGGAACAGCAAGAAGCUCUCCAAAAAGAGGGCGGCCCUCUCCGUCCUGCAGGACCUGAGGAAGCUGCCGCCCCUCCCCGCGGUGGAGAAGCCCAAGCUGCACUACAAGAAGCGGCCCAAGUCCAUUUUAAAGAUGAGGCCGGAGUACGGGCAGGGCAUGAACCCCAUCAGCCGCCUGGCGCAGAUCCAGCAGGCCAAGAAGGAGCGGGAGCCCGAGUACGCGCUGCUGUCGGAGAGGGGGAUGCCCCGCCGCCGCGAGUUCGUCAUGCAGGUGAAAGUGGGCAGUGAGGUGACCACAGGAACGGGACCCAAUAAGAAAGUGUCCAAGAGGAAUGCAGCAGAGGCCAUGCUGCUGCAGCUCGGAUACAAAGCCUCCAGCACUGUGCAGACUCCUCCGGAUAAGCAGAUGGACGACAAAGGCUGGAACGGACAAAAGGGCGCUUUUCCCGAAGCGGCGAGCAACACUCAAAAGGGAAUCCUCCACCUGUCCCCUGACGUGUACCAGGAGAUGGAGGCCAGCAGGAACAAAGCCGGCCCAGGAGGAGCCCCGGCGAACUACCUGACCCCCAACGACCCCAGCCAGGGCGCGGCCCCCUUCUACGGCGGCGCCGGCAACGGCAGCGCGGCGGCGGCCAUGGCCAGGGAGCUGCUGCUGAACGGGACCCCCCCGACGGCGGACGCCUCGGGCCUGAAGGGGAGGGCCCCCGCGCUGGGCUGCGCCUCCGUGCAGCCGGCCCAGCAGCUGGACUACCUGGCCCACGUUCAGGGCUUCCAGGUGCUGUAUAACGAUGGGCAAAGUGGCAAAGAUUUCAUCACCUACCUGACUCUGUCCCCUGUGCAGAUGACCUUCCAUGGCAUCGGGAACUCCAUUGAGGCCAGCCAUGACCAGGCUGCUCUAAGUGCCUUGAAACAGCUGUCGGAACAAGGACUGGACCCGGCGGACGGACCAAUCAAAGUAGAGAACGGAUCGCGGGAGAAAUACGCGCCGGCUGAGCUUGAUGAGGGAUGCCAGCUUGGAUCACAUUUGAGACAAGCGACACAUCUGGGAGAGAGGACGGACAAUAAACAGACUAACUCAGGCACCACCGCUCAGGACUGCAAGGAUCCAAAGGCCGUCGUCUAGGAGCUCCCCCCUGCCGCCCCCCCCGCCCCACCAACCCCCAACCCACGCAACCACGGCGACCACUGCAUCCUUAUAAACCUGUCAACACGCAAUAGGGUGUACGUGUACCAGGAAAUGACUGACUAAAUGCCAUUAUUUGAGUCUAUGUGAAGACAACACUAUCCUAACACAUUACAUUUGUUGAUAAUUUAUACGUAAUUCCAGCAAUUAUCUAUGAAAACAAUCAGUGAAUGAAUUAAUGCAUGGUACUGUUAAAAUAAGGGAAAUUUCUAAUCGAAUAUACAUAGAGAAUUUUCCCUUUUGAUAGAUUUUUUUUUUUCGGUUUGUCGCCCUGUGCCAUGGUUUAAAAAAUGACAGAGAAGGACAUCAUGCCAUUGAUUGAAAACAGAAAGGUAUAGUGAGGAAGAACACACUAGCACAGCUUAUUUUUUGUGGUUUUCAUUUCUUUCUUUUUUUAAAAUUACUCUAUGAAUAACGAUGCUUGAGUAUUUAAAGAUUAACCAAUGGCAGUGCUGUGAAAGUUGUAGUUGUUGUCUUCAUAUAUAGUCACCCAGCUUACCUUUUAUGCAGACAUUAAGCAUUCAUAUAUCUAUAUGGAUAUGUAUGGCUCGCAGAAUACCAUAUGCAAAAAGAAAUACUGAUAAAAAUAAGAUAUAUAUUGACAACAAAACUAAAAUUGUUUGUGAAGUUAAUGAACCGAUGUGAGAAGUAUUCAAUAGAGGUGCUCAAUCCUGGUUUAGAAGCUGGGGUGGCUGAUCUGGGUGAGCUUGUGCUCGAUGAGGAGCACCUGACCUCUAACAUGGUCUCCCCCUAGAAAUAGAAUUACUAGAAUGGUUCUGGUUAUUGAGCAAACUGAGGAAAGCUAGAGCCGGGCGGCCAUAUUGAAUAGGAUUAAACUGAAAUGUUUUCUUCAAACUAAAAUGUUACUAUUCUGCAAUAGAAGCUGCUGCGAUUCUAGAAUUGCUACGCCUUGUGUGUGUAUCCUCUCAGGAUGGGAUAGGGUAGUUUUAAGAAAGUAGUGCUUUUGACCAGGUCUAGUAAAUCUAUAUCUAUGGUUUUUCUCUUCUUCGCCCAGUUUUGUCAAACACAUCUACACCCAUUUUGUGUGUUGUAUUGACCCACCAGUGCAUCAACUGAGUGUUUUUAAUGACUGCAUUCGGACCCACGACAACACAACGUCACGGUGGAGUAACGCAUAGGACGUUCACAAGGAAAUCCUGGAAGAAAAUGUCUGAAGAAAAAGGGUUUUCAACCUGAACAAGCUCAGUAAUGAACAGGAUCUCAUCGUGACUGUGGAUACAUUGUGUAAUAACAGACUGUCUGUUGCUGAAAUGGCCAAAUGCAGUAAAACCACCUCAGUUCAUGUUGAAA
This is a messenger RNA of Anguilla anguilla (European eel), 3569 nucleotides long. It is a transcript of the gene stau2, whose product is annotated as staufen double-stranded RNA binding protein 2. The record is from RefSeq and is a predicted model, not a curated record. The transcript has 16 exons. Bases 102 to 2198 code for a protein of 698 amino acids. Lineage: Eukaryota; Metazoa; Chordata; Actinopteri; Anguilliformes; Anguillidae.